Molecule: messenger RNA, 968 nt
Organism: Nerophis ophidion (straightnose pipefish)
Lineage: Eukaryota; Metazoa; Chordata; Actinopteri; Syngnathiformes; Syngnathidae
Gene: dynlt2b
Product: dynein light chain Tctex-type 2B
Exons: 6
Coding region: 116-478 (120 amino acids)
Biological process (GO): microtubule-based movement
Cellular component (GO): cytoplasm; cytoplasmic dynein complex
Molecular function (GO): dynein intermediate chain binding
Source: RefSeq, a predicted model, not a curated record
GUAAAGGGGGCGGGAGACGGCCGUACUUCCGGUCUGGACCUAUAACUUUGCUGUCCACUUUUUAGGUCUUUUCUUUAAAACUGCGCGCAUUUGUGGGUUGUAUUAUCGAGGUGCCAUGGAGGGGUCGGAUGCAUACCUCAUACGACCCAAUUACCAACACAAAUUCAAGCCUGCUGUCGUGAAGGAAUGCAUUCAUGAAAUAGUGAAGGGACGCCUCGCCGAAGCGCUGUACGACCAAGAUGAAGUCUCCGAGCUGACACUCACGCUUGCAGACUGCGUUAAGGACAAAGUCAAGAAGUUGGGGUUUGAGAGGUACAAGUUUGUUGUGCAAGUGACCAUUGGAGAACAGCGUGGGCAAGGAGUCAAGAUGUCUUCAAGGUGUUUAUGGGAUGCUGAUACUGACAAUUAUGCAGAAUAUGUUUUCAUGAAUGACUCUUUGUUCUGUGCGGUGGCAGUCUUUGGGAGCUAUUUCUACUGAGGAGGCGGAGGGCAGCAGCUGAGCGCCCUCUUCGAUGGCUGGGACAUGUUCGGCGGAUGGAGGAUGGACGGCUUCCCAAGGACAUUAUGUAUGGACAACUAGCUGCUGGUUCCAGACGUGUUGGUCGUCCUUCCCUCCGAUUCAAGGACGCAUGCAAGAGAGAUCUGAAGGCAUGUAAUAUUCCUCUAGACAGCUGGGAGGCACAGGCCGAGAACCGAAAUGACUGGCGUCAAGCGGUUGGACGGGAUGUUGCAGAGGCUGAUUUGAGGAGAGGCCAGCUCGCAGAGGAUAAGAGAGACAGGAGGAAACGUACUGCAAGUACCAUUGCACAGCAGGAGCGGGACGAAGUCUCUACACAUGUUUGUGCAAAGUGCAACAGGGACUGUCACUCAAGAAUUGGAUUGUACAGCCGUGCUAGGCUGAAUGUACCGUAUCAACAAAACAUCAAGUUAGAAUGUGAAAAUUAUAAUUAAAUAAGUACAUUGUAUAA